AUGGCUGAAACAAAAGAGGAGUUUGAAGCAAGAAUCUGGGCUAAGUAUGAAGCGGAGCUGCAAUCUAAGAUUGAAGCUAUGAAUGCCCAGGAGGAGUUCGAGAGAAAACUCCGAUUGGAGAAAGAAUUUUAUGCUAAUUGGAAGUGUAUUCGUGAAAGUGGAUCUCAUGAAAAAGAACAUGAAUGGAUAGCCCAAUCCAAUGUCCUACGAGAAAAAGUAUCGUGCAUUCUGCGGACGCGAGCAGGUCAUCAAAGUCAUGAUGAAUCACAUAUUGGUCAUGAAUGUGUUUCCUUGGAGCAAUGUGAGGAAGCACCAAUUGAAGAAAAUGAGAAUUGCGAGUUAGUUGAAGAAAAUAUCUCUCGUCAAGCCAUUGAGGAAGAAGAGAAAGAAUUUCCUGAAGAAGAACUCACAGUUUGUCAAGAACUAGAAAAAGACAUGACAAUGGGUGAAGCGAAAGAAGCAUUGAUUGACUCCGGACCAAAAGAAUCCUUCAAUGUGGAUUUUGUGUAUGGAGAUGAAUUGAUGCUGAAUUCAGUGCAUGCAAGAUACAAUCAAGCGAACACCAUGGCUGAAACAAAAGAGGAGUUUGAAGCAAGAAUCUGGGCUAAGUAUGAAGCGGAGCUGCAAUCUAAGAUUGAAGCUAUGAAUGCCCAGGAGGAGUUCGAGAGAAAACUCCGAUUGGAGAAAGAAUUUUAUGCUAAUUGGAAGUGUAUUCGUGAAAGUGGAUCUCAUGAAAAAGAACAUGAAUGGAUAGCCCAAUCCAAUGUCCUACGAGAAAAAGUAUCGUGCAUUCUGCGGACGCGAGCAGGUCAUCAAAGUCAUGAUGAAUCACAUAUUGGUCAUGAAUGUGUUUCCUUGGAGCAAUGUGAGGAAGCACCAAUUGAAGAAAAUGAGAAUUGCGAGUUAGUUGAAGAAAAUAUCUCUCGUCAAGCCAUUGAGGAAGAAGAGAAAGAAUUUCCUGAAGAAGAACUCACAGUUUGUCAAGAACUAGAAAAAGACAUGACAAUGGGUGAAGCGAAAGAAGCAUUGAUUGACUCCGGACCAAAAGAAUCCUUCAAUGUGGAUUUUGUGUAUGGAGAUGAAUUGAUGCUGAAUUCAG
Solanum lycopersicum (tomato) is the source of this 1099-nucleotide messenger RNA. The record is from RefSeq and is a predicted model, not a curated record. Lineage: Eukaryota; Viridiplantae; Streptophyta; Magnoliopsida; Solanales; Solanaceae.